CACCUUUACUUUUUUUCAAAUAUCCCGUUAUAUCCUUAUUUCGUAGCCAACUUCAAACCCAGUUCUUACGCUAAAUUAGGGCAGCCGUUCAAUACUCCAUUCAAAAAUCGAAGGGGAAGAAGGUCGUCGCACCAAUUUGAAGCCAGAUGAUCCAAAAUACCUAACUUCCACUAACUUUCCUUCUUAAAACUUCUACGUACUGGAUGGUGAAAAAUUAGACUGCUGCUCGUCAUUAAUUUUGAGGACACAUAAAAAUGUCUUCUGAACUUUUGACAAUUAAUGUUAAUUAACCUUAUACUGAAGUAGAAGAUGAAUGGGGGAAUUCUUCAACUGAUGAUUCAGACUCAGGGGUCUCUUCUUGCCCCUCCUGGGCAUUGGAAGAUAUGGAAGGGGGCGAUGAUGAUGACAUCUUCUCUGCAAGGCCACCAGACCAUUCACGAAAAGUAUGGGAGUGUGUGAGAAACUGCGUGAAGGAUAGGAAACAAAAAAGGAAAGAGGUAAGAGAUGCUGAAAAAACAAGAAAAAUCCUAGAAAAAGAAGAAUGGUAUAGUGAUGGUGAAAAAGAAGAAUUGAGGGAGGAUCAGUUUGAAUGGGGUGAAAGUGUUGAUAUGCAGAGCUAUGAAUUGGCUUCCGGACAUAGGUUCCCUGAUCGGAAAAUUUUUCAGAAAGUGUUAAAAGAUUGGUCUGUUAGGAAAGGGUAUGAUCUUAAGUAUCCAAAGUGUGAAGCCAAGGUUAUAACUGCUGUUUGUAAGGGUGGGUGUGAAUGGAGGAUGAGACAAUCGGUGAUUCAAAACAGCUCAACAUUUCAAGUGAAAACUUUAAUGGGAGAGCACAAGUGUUCUUUUAGAACAGAUAAUCAUCAAGCGGACUAUAAGUAUCUUGGGGAGAGGAUAUUGGAAGCUGUUAGGGACAAUCCUAAUGGGACCUUGGAUGCUUUGAAAAAUAAAAUUAAAAGUGAAUGUGGGAUAGAAGUAAGUAUGCAUAAGGUUUAUAGGGCUACGAUGCACGCCCUUUCUUUGUUAACAACUGACAUCCGUUUGCAAAUCAAAAGAUUGUAUGACUAUUGUGCCACCGUGGAGAAAUAUAAUCCAAGGAGUAGUAUGGUGCUAAAGGUUGAGAGGUCUCUAACUACACCCAAAUUGCAUCUACCUGCAUCCACUCAUCCCAUUUUUGUUUGAGCAUACAGGAUAUUCUAGGAGCAACAAUGCAGCCUGAUACAUCUAACUGCAUCCACUCAUCCCAUAAAGCUAGCCAAAAAGCUUCAAGUACAAAUAAAUAGGUUUGCAUGUGUGACCAGUUUAGUAUGGUAGAUUGGUAGUAACUAG
Molecule: messenger RNA, 1325 nt
Organism: Cuscuta europaea
Lineage: Eukaryota; Viridiplantae; Streptophyta; Magnoliopsida; Solanales; Convolvulaceae
Source: the annotation of a GenBank genome assembly